This is a messenger RNA of Pezoporus flaviventris, 1226 nucleotides long. RefSeq names its product RNA binding motif protein 7 (gene RBM7). Gene Ontology annotation, cellular component: nucleus. The coding region runs from base 60 to 848 and encodes 262 amino acids. The transcript is spliced from 5 exons. Gene Ontology annotation, biological process: regulation of alternative mRNA splicing, via spliceosome. Gene Ontology annotation, molecular function: single-stranded RNA binding. NCBI's taxonomy places the organism in Eukaryota, Metazoa, Chordata, Aves, Psittaciformes, Psittacidae. The record is from RefSeq and is a predicted model, not a curated record.
GCCGCCGCACUGACGUCACGCGGGCGGCGCCGCCGAGCGCGCGCGGCCCGUGCACGGCCAUGGGCGCUGCGGCGGAGCUGGACCGGACGCUGUUCGUGGGGAACCUGGACCCGCGCGUCACCGAGGAGCUCAUCUUCGAGCUGUUCCACCAGGCGGGCCCGGUAAUUAAGGUGAAGAUCCCCAAGGACCGGGAUGGGCGCCCCAAGCAGUUCGCGUUCGUGAACUUCAAGCACGAGGAAUCCGUCCCGUACGGGCUCAACUUGUUGAACGGGAUCAAGUUGUACGGGCGGCCCAUCAAGAUCCAGUUCCGAUCAGGAAGCAGCCACGCGGCUCAGGAGUCUUGUUCCCCACACGGCACCACCGGCACCAGCCCCUUGGGCGUGCCGCACCCAGCAUCCACCGGUAGCAGAUAUGACAGGAGUCCUGAUGGCAUGGUACCGGCAGGGUUCCCAUCAACGCAGCGGUCUCUGCCGACGGCUGACAACCUCCAGAGACAGGCGAUGCUGAAGAGCACCUCGUGGCCACAGCCUCAUUUCGGGGGCAAGUACGAGCAGCCUGGCUUCAGCCCUCCCGGCUACCAGACCCCUGCGCACAGCUACCACCCCACCCCAGGCUGCUCACUGCCACGGCACCCAGAGCUGCUGCGCAAGGGCCGGCUGGCCGCCCACCCCUACCACCCCGACGGGCGGCACGGCAGCCGCGAGCAGCCCCGCUUUGGGGAGCGUGGCCAUGAUCACGAGCACCGCUACCGCGCCAGCAGAGAGGAGCCUGGCUACGACGACCGGCACCGGGAUAGCUGGAGCCACGACUACCGGAGAGAGCCCAGGUGGCACCAGGCUCGGCAUUAGCCCCUCGGAGGGGGCUUUGAUGGACUCCAUGGGACAGAAAGCGCAACCCCUUUCUUACCAAGUAUAUGUGUGAAAAACCCACACACACAACCCGACAGCGUUACCUUUUAAUGUUUGUACAAGUCCCAGCAGCAGUCCCGAAACCGGAAUCUCCACUUUGAACGUGUUAAUUGUACCUCAGGGCUUUUCACGGGGGAACCAGUGGUCUGGGGCAGCGGCAGCCGUUUGCUGAUGUGACGGAGAAGCCGCCAACGCCGUUUGUGUGCCAUGGGAAGGCGCCGUGUCCGUUUCCUGGUGUCUUUAAUAUCUCUGGUGGUGUCAUGGAUACAGAACACUCGGGUGUCUCAGAGAAAAGCAUUAAAUCCUCCCUGGAAACCC